UGUUUGUAUCGUUACAAGAUGCUGUUGCUCAAGCGCAAUAUGAGCAACAACAGGAUAUUCGAUUUGGCAGUAGUGUCGAGCCUAUUCCAAGCAAAAUUAUGUUACCGUCAAUUAAUUCGAAUACUACACAACAAAGCUCACAGUAA
Molecule: messenger RNA, 146 nt
Organism: Acanthocheilonema viteae
Lineage: Eukaryota; Metazoa; Nematoda; Chromadorea; Rhabditida; Onchocercidae
Source: the annotation of a GenBank genome assembly